AUGCCUACUCUAAACUUCAAAAUAAUAUUUAUAUUAUUGAUUCAUUUUGUAGCGACAACAUAUACACAAACAACAACGUUCACAACAGAUAACCCGACAAUAACAUACACAACAGAUACACCGACCACAACACACACAACAGAUACAACGACAACAGUUGAACAGACAACAACGAUAACUUCAAAUGAAUCUACAGCGAUUACUUCAAAUGAACCGACAACGGUUACUUCAAAUGAACCGACAACAACGAUCACUACAGCUGAAACAUCAACAACGACCACAGCAUAUGAACCGACGUCAACGAUCACAACAGAUAAACCAACAACGAUUACAACAGAUGAACCGACAACAACAAUCAAAACAGUUGAACCGACAACGAUUACUACAGAUAAACCGACAACAACGAUCACUACAACUGUAACGACAACAACGACAACAGCAUAUAAACCGACGUCAACGAUCACAACAGAUAAACCAACAACGAUCACAACAGAUGAACCGACAACAACUAUCAAAACAGUUGAGCCGACAACGAUUACUUUAGAUAAACCGACAACAACGAUCACCACAGUUGAAGCGACAACAAAGAUCACAACAGUUGAACCGACAACAACGAUCACAACAGUUGAACCGACAACAAAGAUCACAACAGUUGAACCGACAACAAAGAUCACAACAGUUGAACCCACAACAACGAUCACUGCAGCUGAACUGGCAACAACGAUAAAAAAAGAUGAACAGACAACAAAGAUCACAACAGUUGAACCGACAACAACGAUCACAACAGUUGAACCGACAACAACGAUCACUGCAGCUGAACCGACAACAACGAUCACUACAGCUGAAACGACAACAACGACCACAACAUAUGAACCGACGACAACAACCACAACAUAUGAACCGACGACAACGACUACAACAGAUAAACCGACAACGAUAACAACAGUUGAACCCACAACAACAAUCACAAAAGUUGAACCGACAAUAACGAUAACAACAGUUGAACCGACAACAAAAAUCACAACAGUUGAACCGACAACAAAGAUCACAACAGUUAAACCGACAACAAAGAUCACAAUAGUUGAACCAUCAACCAAGACCACAACAGUUGAACCGACAACAGAGAUAACAACAGUUGAACCCACAAAAACGAUCACAACAAUUGAACCGACAACAAAGAUCACAACAGUUGAACCAAAAACAAAGAUCACAACAUUUGAAGCCACAACAGAGAUAACAACAGUUGAACCGACAAAAGAGAAAACAACAGUUGAACCCACAUCAAUAAUCACAACAGUUGAACCGACAACAAAGAUCACAACAGUUGAACCCACAACAGAGAUAACAACAGUUGAACCGACAACAGAGAUUACAACAGUUGAACCAUCAACCACGACCACAACAGUUGAACCGACAACAGAGAUAACAACAGUUGAACCCACAACAACGAUCACAACAGUUGAAUCCACAUCAAUGAUCACAACAGUUGAAUCCACAACAGAGAUAACAACAGUUGAACCCACAACAACGAUCACAACAGUUGAAUCGACAACAAAGAUCACAACAGUUGAACCCACAACAAAUAUCACAACAGUUGAACCCACAACAGAGAUCACAAUAGUUGAACCAUCAACCACGACCACAAGAGUUGAACCGACAACAGAGAUAACAACAGUUGAACCAUCAACAACGAUCUUGACAGUUGAACCGACAACAAAGAUCACAACAGUUGAACCGACAAAAAAGAUCACAACAGUUGAACCAUCAACCACGACCACAACAGUUGAACCGACAACAGAGAUAACAACAGUUGAACCCACAACAAUGAUCACAACAGUUGAAUCCACAUCAAUGAUCACAACAGUUGAACCGACAACAAAGAUCACAACAGUUGAACCCACAACAGAGAUAACAACAGUUGAACCGACAACAGAGAUAACAACAGUUGAACCAAAAACAACGAUCACAACAGUUGAACCGACAACAAAGAUCACAACAGUUGAACCGACAACAAAGACCACAAAACUUGAACCCACAACAGAUAUAACAACAGUUGAACCCACAACAGAGAUAACAAAAGUUGAACCCACAACAACGAUCACAACAGUUGAACCGACAACAAAGAUCACAACAGUUGAACCGACAACAAAAAUCACAAUAGUUGAACCAUCAACCACGACCACAACAGUUGAACCGACAACAGAGAUAACAACAGUUGAACCCACAACAACGAUCACAACAGUUGAAACAACAACAACGAUCACAACAGAUAAACCGACAUCAACGAUCACAACAGUUGAGCCGACAACAAAGAUCACAACAGUUGAACCAAUAACAACGAUCACAACAGUUGAGCCGACAACAAAGAUCACAACAGUUGAACCGACAACAAAGACCACAAAACUUGAACCUACAACAGAUUUAACAACAGUUGAACCCACAACAGAGAUAACAAAAGUUGAACCCACAACAACGAUCACAACAGUUGAACCGACAACAAAGAUCACAACAGUUGAACCGACAACAAAAAUCACAAUAGUUGAACCAUCAACCACGACCACAACAGUUGAAUCGACAACAGAGAUAACAACAGUUGAACCCACAACAACGAUCACAACAGUUGAACCGACAACAAAGAUCACAAUAGUUGAACCGACAACAAAGAUCACAACAGUUGUACCGACAACAAAGAUCACAACAGUUGAACCAUCAACCACGACCACAACAGUUGAACCGACAACAGAGAUAACAACAGUUGAACCCACAACAACGAUCACAACAGUUGAAUCCACAUCAAUGAUCACAACAGUUGAACCGACAACAAAGAUAACAACAGUUGAACCGACAACAGAGAUAACAACAGUUGAACCCACAACAGAGAUAACAACAGUUGAACCCACAACAGAGAUAACAACAGUUGAACCCACAACAACGAUCACAACAGUUGAACCGACAACAAAGAUCACAACAGUUGAACCGACAAAAAAGAUCACAAUAGUUGAACCAUCAACCACGACCACAACAGUUGAACCGACAACAGAGAUAACAACAGUUGAACCCACAACAAUGAUCACAACAGUUGAACCGACAACAAAGAUCACAACAGUUGAACCAAAAACAAAGAUCACAACAGUUGAACCAAAAACAAAGAUCAUAACAGUUGAACCCACAACAGAGAUAACAACAGUUGAACCGACAACAGAGAAAACAACAGUCGAACCCACAUCAAUAAUCACAACAGUUGAACCGACAACAAAGAUCACAACAGUUGAACCAUCAACCACGACCACAACAGUGGAACCGACAACAGAGAUAACAACAGUUGAACCCACAACAACGAUCACAACAGUUGAACCGACAACAAAGAUCUUAACAGUUGAACCGACAACAAAGAUCACAACAGUUGAACCAUCAACCACGACAACAACAGUUGAACCGACAACAGAGAUAACAACAGUUGAACCCACAACAACGAUCACAACAAUUGAAUCCACAUCAACGAUCACAACAGUUGAACCGACAACAAUGAUCACAACAGUUGAACCGACAACAGAGAUAACAACAGUUGAACCCACAACAACGAUCACAACAAUUGAACCGACAACAAAGAUCACAACAGUUGAACCGACAACAAAGAUCACAACAGUUGAAACAACAACAACGAUCACAACAGAUAAACCGACAUCAACGAUCACAACAGUUGAGCCGACAACAAAGAUCACAACAGUUGAACCAACAACAACGAUCACAACAGUUGAGCCGACAACAAAGAUCACAACAGUUGAACCGACAACAACGAUCACAACAGUUGAAAUGACAACAAAGAUCACAAAUGAUAAUAAAAAAUCUUCUCUAGACGCAACUACUCUUUUGAUAGUGAUUGUAGUUAUAUUAGUGGUCACAGUUAUUAUCAUUGCUGCCAUACUAACUUUCGUAUGCUGCAAAUACAUUUGGCAAAGAGGAAAAGCGAAGCAGUUGAAAAAAGUUCCAACAAAAUCAGAAAAGGAACCUUUUGAUAAACGACAAGGACCCAUAAACCAGGAAGCGGAUGGUAAUUUGUCGAUACAAGAUGACUUUAAGAACAUAUCCCGUAAUAAUGCUGAACCUUUAUUUCAAAUAAGGUCACUCGCUUCAUUACCACAUAUCAGUGACCGUUUCACUGAACAAUCGAAAAAACAUGAAGACAAAGACGAGGAGGAGGCUAUAAAACACAAAAAGAAAAAGCGAAAGAGAUUUCUUAAAGAUAACCAAGUACAUGCAUCUAAUGAUGAAUGGAAAGGAAAUACAGUUUUGAAUUCAGAGGCUAAUGAAACAUUUGAAAAUGGCAACGUACUACAAAAUCACAGCUCUAAAAAAAAGAAAAAGAAAAGGAAAAAGUCAAAAUUACAGGAAAAUAAUAAGGGGUUUGAUGACCCGACAACUACAAAUGAACCAACAACAACAAUCACACCAAUUGAACUAACAGCAACACAACCAACAACGAAGAUAAUAAAUCAACUGACAACAAUCAAAACAGAAAAAUCGACAACAACGAUCAAAUCAGAUGAAAAACCAGUGGCUAAUGCAACAUUUGAAACCAUCAACGAUGAAGAAUAUGACAGCUCUAAAAAAAAGAGAAAGAAAAAGAAGAAAACAAAAUUACAGGAAAAUAUCAAAUGGUUUGAUGAACAAGAGUAUGAUGACGUAACAAAAGACAGAAUGAACAAAAAAAAGACAAAGAAGAGACAAAAAGAAAAAUUGAAGGAUAAUACCAAAUUUGCUUCAGAUCAGACGAAGGAACAUUAUAAUUUGGUUAUGAUAUAGUGUGAUAUCAAUAACAAUUUCUUAAAUGCUUCUGUUUUCAAACGUCCACUUAUGAAUCAUUGUCAGUUGAACAAAUGCUAUACCUAUUCUAUAAACGUAAAUACUGUUGUAGGUGAGAAAGAGACUUAUGUGUGGGCAGAUUGUUUAUGACGUCUAAACACUUAAUCCGUUGGAUGUGUACUGAUUUAAAUUUUAGUCUGGGAAAAAAAUGGGUUAUUUGUUAGUUGUAA
This is a messenger RNA of Mytilus californianus (California mussel), 5033 nucleotides long. RefSeq names its product mucin-2-like. The record is from RefSeq and is a predicted model, not a curated record. The coding region runs from base 1 to 4803 and encodes 1600 amino acids. The transcript is spliced from 4 exons. NCBI's taxonomy places the organism in Eukaryota, Metazoa, Mollusca, Bivalvia, Mytilida, Mytilidae.